CAGGAGCACAGUGAAACCGUCUCCUCCAUGUUAGCACCAGGAGCAGCUGAUCUAUCCUCCUCCCUGUCCCUGCUCCGCUCGGAGGGGCGGAGUCAGGGCGCUGCGCAGCUUUAAACAGAUGCGCUGCGUUCAGCGGCGGAGCGGAGCAGAGCGGCGGAGACACCCGGACACAGCCGAGCCGAGCCGAGCCGAGCCAAGCGGAACCGAACCCAGCCAUGACGGCGCCCAGCGACUCGUACGAUGUGAUAGUGGUCGGCGGAGGGAUAUCAGGGUUGAGUGCAGCCAAGCUGUUGAAAUCUCAUGGACUGAACCCUGUGGUGCUGGAGGCCAGGAAUCGAGUCGGUGGUCGAACCUUCACUGUGCAGAAUAAGGAGACGAAGUGGGUGGAUCUGGGCGGGGCUUACAUUGGACCGACUCAGAACCGCAUCCUCCGAUUGGCCAGAGAAUACAACAUAAAGACGUACAAAGUCAACGAGCAGGAGAGCCUGGUGCAUUAUGUCAAAGGAAAGUCGUACCCGUUCAAAGGCUCCUUCCCUCCCAUGUGGAACCCCAUCGUCCUGUUGGACUUCAACAACCUGUUCCGGACGAUGGACGAGAUGGGCAAAGAGAUUCCCAGGGAGGCUCCGUGGAGAGCUCCUCACGCGGAGGAGUGGGACAAGAUGUCCAUGCUGCAGCUCUUUGAGAAGAUCUGCUGGACCAGUACCGUUCGUCGCUUCGCCACAUUGUUCGUGAACGUGAACGUGACGUCUGAGCCUCACGAGGUGUCGGCGCUGUGGUUCCUCUGGUACGUGAAGCAGUGCGGAGGAACCAUGAGGAUCUUCUCCACCUCUAACGGGGGACAGGAGAGGAAGUUCGUCGGCGGCUCCAGUCAGAUCAGCGAGUUCAUGGCGAAGGAGCUUGGCGACGGCGUGAAGCUGCAGUCUCCGGUUUACAGGAUCGACCAGAGCGGAGACCUGGUGGUGGUGGAGACGCUGGACAAACAAACCUACACGGCCAAGUACGUGAUCGUGGCGACGCCUCCCGGCCUGAAUCUGAAGAUGCACUUCAACCCCGAGCUGCCGCCGCUCAGGAACCAGCUGAUCCACCGCGUCCCCAUGGGCUCCGUCAUCAAGUGCAUGGUUUACUACAAGGAGAACUUCUGGAGGAAAAAGGGUUACUGUGGCAGCAUGGUGAUCGAGGAGGAGGACGCUCCUAUUGGCCUGACGCUGGACGACACAAAGCCUGACGGGAGUGUCCCUGCGAUCAUGGGGUUCAUCCUGGCCCGUAAGUGCAGGAAACUCUCAGGACUGACCAAGGAGGAGAGGCUGAAGAAGAUCUGUGAGAUCUACUCCCGAGCGCUGGACUCAGAGGAGGCUCUGCAUCCGGUUCACUACGAGGAGAAGAACUGGUGUGAGGAGGAAUAUUCUGGAGGCUGCUACACAGCUUACUUCCCCCCAGGGAUCCUCACCCAGUACGGGAAGGUGCUGAGGGAGCCGGUGGGACGGUUGUACUUCGCUGGGACGGAGACGGCCACAGAGUGGAGCGGCUACAUGGAGGGAGCGGUGCAGGCCGGAGAGAGAGCGGCCAGAGAGGUCUUGUGUGUCAUGGGUAAAAUCCAGCAGAGUCAGAUCUGGCAGACGGAGCCUCAGUGUGUGGAAGUUCCCGCUCUGCCCUUCGUCACCACCUUCUGGGAGAGGAACCUGCCGUCGGUCGGCGGCCUCCUCAAGAUCACAGGAGUCUCCGCCUUCCUGGCUGUUGCCACGGCAGCGGGCCUCGUGGCCUACAAGAAGGGCCUCCUCCCCCGGAGCUAGAGCGCUCACGCUCCUCUGCAUCUCGGGGGGUGGGGGGGGCAGAUCUCAACAGACACUGUACUCGAGCUCUUCUAGUGCACUGCUUCAUGUUCGGAGUGGUGACCUGUGUAGGGUAUAGGAUGUUAUUUGAGAAACGCCCGGUCGUAACAGAGACUGAUGAGCUCAUGCACCGCCGAGCACAAACGAGAGAGGGAGAGAAACAGAAAGAUUAAACGUAAAGAGACGAGAGAAGAAGACUCGACCUCGUCAGAAAAUCAGAUUGGAAUCAUGAAACUAAUGAAGGAAACGAAUCAAAUGAGAAAUAGAUAUAUAACAUAUAUAUAUAUAUAUGAUGAUUAAUGUUCCACACAUUGCCAAUGACAUUCCCAUUGAUCACAUCAGAGUUUAUUAUCUGUGUGUGUGUGUGUGUGUGUGUUGUGUGUGUGUGUGUGUGUCUGUGUGUCUGUGUGUGUGUGUGUGUGUGUGUGUGUCUGUGUGUGUGUGUGUGUGUGUGUGUGUGUGUGUGUGUGAUUACCUCUGAUGAUUAUCGGUGCUGAUUCUUCUGGACGAGCAGCUGAAGCUGUUCCACUCACGUCACAUUCAAACACUUGUUUUCACGAUAUUAAAAACCACAGCGGAGGAUAAAGAUGAGGUGAUAUUUUUAUUGUUUUUAUUGUGAACUCGUCAACAGACAGAACUCAGCAGCUCAUUCAUCUCAGAAUCGAGUAUCGUCCUCUCAGAGAUUCAGUGUUUUCAGACGUUAAAAACACGUCUGCUGUGUUGGAUGUUGAUUUGACAUCAGAUCCUCUUCGUCCUGCUGCUGUAAAAACUCCAUAAAAACCCCGACUACGUCAAAGUGUGUUCGACUGAAGCCUCGUGAACUUGUGCAGAUUUGUGACGUGUGAACCGAAGUGACCUGUGCAGUUGUUUGUAUUUUAAUGUUGGAGCGACUCCAUGAAAUCCACUUCCUGGUUUUAUCUCAUUGGACGAAGCGGAGUCACACGCCCCCUCGAGGAAAAACCUCCUCUUCAACACGUUGAGUCAGUUUUACUUCUGAAAGCAGAGAUCUGCCUCCGAGGCCUUCACGGGUUCAACAGAACCGUCGCUGUAGUUUAUUUUAAUUGAAUCCCUCCAACAGUUUCCAGCUGUUUGAGGAAAUCAUUUAACAUUCUACAUGAUCGGGUUAAAGAGACAUUAUUAGUUUUUAUGGGAUUAGUUUACUUUCACAAAAACAACAUAAACAUAUUUAAAACCUAUGAGAAUAUUUCCAGCUUUAUUUUUCAAGUUAAAUCUGUAUUUAUCGCUGUAAUAAUAACUCAUAUUAAACGUCAUUUAACAGCUGAACGUUCCUAAACCUGAAGGAAGUGAGGAUUCCUGUCGUUUCACUUGUUCACGUGAAACUCUUCGAAACACAAAUACACAGAGAAUUAAUACAACUAAACUUAUUUUACUUUUCUAGUUUGAAGCCACAUUAAUAUUUUAAACUAAACUUUACAGCUGAUGGACGAACAAAUGUUUAAACUUAGGUUUUAUCCACUUUGUUAGAAUUUGAACGGCGUCUCGCGUUGAGUCUCAAUCAGCUGAAACAUCUUAGAGAGUUUCUACAUCUGAAGGUCGUCCUGUGUUCGAGAGAAUCCACUGUUCCAAAGAUGUGUGUGUGUCUGUGUGUGUGUGUGUGUCUGUUAGUGUGUGUGUGUGUGUGUCUGUUAGUGUGUUUGUGUUUGUGUGUAAUCUGUUGUGCCUUAUUGGAAGUCGUGAUGUUUUUCGUGUUUCCUCUCAAGUGCCUGUGUGACUCUGACACGCUCCGCCCUUUGCUCCUCCCCCUCCUUGUCCCGCCUGCACUGGAGGUCAGAGGUCAGAUCGACCAGGUUGCUGGUUUAAAACCUGUUUUACCUGAGUUAUAUUCCAUCGUCCAACCAUCACAGAAAAUACACUAAAUAAUCUCAGAGAAAAUAUUAUAAAAAAUAAAUACUAUGCUACUUUCAAAAUGACUUUAGAAAAUGAAUCUGCUAACAUGGAGGAGGCGGGGCUUAUGAUGCAGCCAGCCACCAGGGGGCGGUGCAGAGGUUUUGGCUUCAUGUUUGGAAGCCGUCAUAUCGUCCAUCUUUGUCUUUAUUUACAGUCUUUAGCCAAAACUGUGUCGUCUGUGAUCAGAUUGUUGAAUUUGUCAAACUGUUGAUCUCCAGUGUGUGAGUGUGUGUGUGUGUGUGUCUUGUGUUUGCAGUGUGUCUUUGUCUCUGCUUGUUGUGCGAUGACCUCAUGUCAGCUCCGACUUCACCCCCUCGCCUCUUUUUCUACUGGUUUUCUUCUCACAGGAGCAGAAGCAGACGUCCUGAACCACAGAACUCGAACAGAACUCGAACAGAACUCGAACAGAACCGUCCUCCCGUGUGUUUAAUCGUCCUCCGUCCCUCGUGUCUUUCUGUGUAAUUGAGCCUCUUGAUUCUUCCUGUGUCUCGUUGAUGUCUAUGAUUCCUCAAACAAAGCUGGUGAUAUUUAAAAAGAAAGAAAUGUGAAAUAAAUCUUUUCCUCGUAUGAA
Molecule: messenger RNA, 4308 nt
Organism: Hippoglossus stenolepis (Pacific halibut)
Lineage: Eukaryota; Metazoa; Chordata; Actinopteri; Pleuronectiformes; Pleuronectidae
Gene: maoa
Product: monoamine oxidase
Exons: 15
Coding region: 216-1790 (524 amino acids)
Molecular function (GO): oxidoreductase activity
Source: RefSeq, a predicted model, not a curated record